Molecule: messenger RNA, 1307 nt
Organism: Camelus dromedarius (Arabian camel)
Lineage: Eukaryota; Metazoa; Chordata; Mammalia; Artiodactyla; Camelidae
Gene: WDR74
Product: WD repeat domain 74
Exons: 11
Coding region: 90-1256 (388 amino acids)
Biological process (GO): ribosomal large subunit biogenesis
Cellular component (GO): nucleolus; preribosome, large subunit precursor
Molecular function (GO): protein binding
Source: RefSeq, a predicted model, not a curated record
AUAGCGUUAUUCCGGAUUGGACUCGGCGCGCGCCGGUGACGUAGACGCUGCGCCGGAAGUGCGAGCGGCGAGAGCUCCCGAGCUCCGUUAUGGCGGCUACGGCGGCACGCUGGAACCAUGUGUGGGUCGGCACCGACACCGGCAUCCUGAAAGGGGUGAACCUUCAGCGCAAACAGGCGGCGAACUUCAUGGCUUCAGGACAGCCGCGGCGCGAGGAGGCAGUGAGCGCGCUGUGCUGGAGCGCGGGCGGCGAGACUCAGAUCCUGGUGGGCUGUGCCGAUGGGACAGUGAAGCACUUCAGCACCGAGGAGGGCAGGUUCCAGGGCCAGAGGCACUGCCCUGGAGGGGAGGGCACGUUCCGAGGCCUCGCCCAGGUCGACGGAACCCUCAUCACUUGUGUGGAUUCCGGGAUUCUUCGAGUCUGGCAGGACAAUGACAAGGAGGCAUCCCCUGACCCACUCCUGGAACUCAGGGUGGGCCCUGGGGUGUGUAGGAUGCGCCAAGACCCAGCACGCCCCAACAUAGUUGCCACGGGUGGGAAGGAGAAUGCUUUGAAGGUGUGGGACCUACAAGGGUCAGAGGAGCCUGUGUUCAGAGCCAAGAAUGUACGGAAUGAUUGGCUCGACCUGCGGGUUCCCAUCUGGGACCAGGACAUACAGUUCCUCCCUGAGUCACAGAAGCUCGUCACCUGUACAGGGUACCACCAGGUUCGUGUCUAUGAUCCAGCCUCCCCCCAGCGCAGGCCAGUCCUCGAGGCCACCUAUGGAGAGUACCCACUGACAGCCAUGACCCUCACUCCUGGGGGCAACUCCGUGAUUGUAGGGAACACUCAUGGGCAGCUGGCAGAAAUUGACCUUCGGCAAGGGCGCCUACUGGGCUGUCUGAAGGGGCUGGCAGGCAGUGUCCGAGGGUUGCAGUGUCACCCUUCAAAGCCCCUACUAGCCUCCUGUGGCUUGGACAGAGUCUUGAGGGUACACAGGAUCCGGAAUCCACGGGGCCUGGAGCAUAAGGUUUAUCUCAAAUCUCAACUAAACUGCCUCCUCCUGUCAGGGAGGGAUAACUGGGAGGAUGAACCCCAAGAGCCUCAAGAGCCCAAGAAGAUACCUUCAGAAGACACAGAGACAGAUGAACUUUGGGCUUCCUUGGAGGCAGCUGCCAAGCGGAAGUUCCUGACCUCAUCUGAUUUGGAGCAGACCCAAGACGCUCUCCAAACCAGACGGAGAAAGAGGAAGCGGCCUGGGUCCACCAACUCCUGAAGAGCUUGUGCUCACUUUAUUUGUAAAUAAACACCAUAAUACGCACCAUGA